Molecule: messenger RNA, 990 nt
Organism: Arabis nemorensis
Lineage: Eukaryota; Viridiplantae; Streptophyta; Magnoliopsida; Brassicales; Brassicaceae
Source: the annotation of a GenBank genome assembly
AUGGAGACACCAUCUUCAACAAGAAGAGUCACGAGGUCUCAGACCCUCUCUGCCAUUAAAAGCUCUGCCACCAAUCACCUCUUAUCAUCAAAGAAAGCAGAGGAGUCGGAUAAAUGUCAAUCGAAAUCAAGACCAAGAAACGGUGCAAAACCGCAUAAAGACCGAUCAGCACUGUUCGACAUAACUAACGACUCACCGAUCGUAGGUCUGGCGAUGCAGACUCCGUCGUCCGGAGUGACUGGAAAGAGGAACAUGAGUAGAAUCAAGAACACUCCUGGAUCUGGUGAGGCUCUCUUGAGAGGCCAAGUCAAGACUCUGCUGCAGAAGGUUGAAGAAGAAGCAGAUCUUACCAAGAUCUCAGUCCAAUCUCGUCCCUUUAUCCAUCUCGUUACUUCUCCCAUGGGACUCCUCGCUCCGACUCCGGCCAACACUCCCCAAGUUCACGAUUUCUCAGGUGAUAACGACGGAGUCCAGGUUGUGAUCACAUCUCCGGUUGUUGCAGGACAACUCCGAGCACCAUCUCACGUGGUGGAAAGUAGCAUCUUUGAGGUGAAAGAAGAGAGCUUGGAGUUAGAGAAGAGUCCGAGCGUAACACGGUCGUUGAUGCUGGACUUUAGUGAUAAAUGGGAGAGCUCGGACUGCUCCUCGGUGGUGACUCAAAACCCAGAGGAUGAUAACUCAUCGGUGUGGUCGAUGCAGGUCAAUGCAAGUACUAAAGACGAUGAUGAGGAGGACGAAGUGUAUUCUUACAGAGAGGAAGAUGAUGAUGCUGAUGAGGAGGAGGAAUGCAUCUACGAAGAAGAGGGAGUGAUUGUGGAUGAGUUGUGCGAGGGAAUGAGGAAGAUUAACUUUGAAGGGAAACACACUCGAUUUGUGUACGACAGUGAAGAUGAAGAGAUUGUGGAGGCCAAAGAGGUGCUGCAUUUGAAAGGUCUUCCUACACCAAGAGGCAAACAUGUCAGAUUUGCUCUUGGUGGUGACCAAUCAUGA